Messenger RNA from Truncatella angustata, 2240 nucleotides. Its product is annotated as chaperone dnaJ. The transcript is spliced from 3 exons. Gene Ontology annotation, cellular component: cytoplasm. Bases 276 to 1958 code for a protein of 560 amino acids. Gene Ontology annotation, molecular function: ATP binding; heat shock protein binding. Gene Ontology annotation, biological process: response to heat; protein refolding. NCBI's taxonomy places the organism in Eukaryota, Fungi, Ascomycota, Sordariomycetes, Amphisphaeriales, Sporocadaceae. The record is from RefSeq and is a predicted model, not a curated record.
GCAUCAGCUACGACUGGAGCUCUCACAAUGGAUGAAUUGCAACGCAGCCGAUUGGCGUCAAGGCCUUAGUUAGCUCGGCAGGCGGCGGCUUGGACCCCCCAAAAACUUUUUGGAUGAUUCCAGUCGCUUCAAGAUACGAUACGUCAACGCCCUCUCGCAUCGUGUAGCUCAACGCUUCCGCGCAUGUAAUCAUUUCUACGCCUUGUGCUACCGGCCCGGUCGACCAUGAAAUUUCACUUGAUUGUUUCUUGAUAAGCACAUGUUCUAACUGAAAGAUGAAUUCCAACGUUUUGACCAAGGCCGCGCUCCCGUCGCGAUUGCUAUCCCCGACCCAGAUAUACCGAAGACAGACACUGCGCGAGAGUCUGCGGAAACGUGCGCCUUCUACACGAACACUUGCAUAUGCUGCUGCUGCUGCUACUACUACAAGGAGACCUGCCGAGAAUACUGCGAAGCCACAAUGCCAAAACCAGGCACAAAGAAGGGCUUUCCACGCUACGCCCAACACAUUGGCCGCCGUAAGAGAUCCGUAUAAGGCUCUGGGAGUAUCAAAAGGAGCUACACCAGCAGACAUCAAAAAGGCAUAUUACGGUUUGGCCAAGAAAUACCACCCCGACACGAACAAAGACCCUGGCGCCAAGGACAAGUUCGGUGAGAUCCAAUCCGCAUACGAGGUACUAUCAGACCCCAAGAAGAAGGAGCAGUUCGACCAGUUCGGUGCAUCAGGAUUCGACCAGAAUGGUGACCCCUCCCCUGGAGGAGGUCAUCCCUUUGGCGCCGGCGGUCCAUUCUCCGGCUUCAGUGGUGGAUUUGGUGGCGGCCAGGGAGGCUUCGGCGCCAACAUCAACCUCGAUGAUCUGUUUUCGCAUUUCACUGGAGGACAAAGUCCGUUUGGCGGCAGUGCCGGCGGCGGCCGACGUGGCAGGUCGAACCCCUUUCAACAGGAAAUUCUGGUUGGAGAGAACAUUGAGAUGCAAACCAGCAUAUCCUUCAUGGAAGCAGCCAAGGGCACACAGAAGACUAUUACGAUACAUCCAACAGUACCUUGUGGUACCUGCUCCGGAAGUGGCUUGAAAUCUGGUACAAAGCGAACCGAGUGUAAAUCUUGUGGAGGCACAGGAACAGAAGUCCACUUUUUGACUGGUGGUUUCCAGAUGGCCUCGACCUGCGGAACAUGCAAAGGUUCAGGACAACAAACCCCUCGGGGGUCGGAAUGUCGAACAUGCAGUGGCAACGGAGUUGUUAGGGAUCGCAAGACUAUCACAGUAGAUAUCCCUGGUGGCAUUGAGGAUGGAAUGAGGUUGAGGGUGGACGGAGAGGGCGACGCCCCUUCCCUUGGUGAUGGUGCACCGCCCAACGCACGUACCGCUCGUGGAGAUCUUUACGUCUUAGUACGCGUUGCUGCUGAUCCCAAGUUCAAGCGAAACGGGUCCGACAUACUGUAUACUGCCAGUAUCCCACUGACGACAGCUUUGCUUGGUGGCGAAGCUAGGAUACCAACCUUGGAUGGCGAGGUGGCGGUCAAGAUCAGCACGGGCACCAACACCGGUGAUAAGAUCACAUUAGGUGGCAUGGGCAUGAAGAAGCUUGGCGGCCGCCGAAGCGGUUCGGGAGACUUGAAGGUCGAGUUCCGGGUGAAUAUGCCCAAGUACCUGUCAGCAAACCAACGGACAAUCGUGGAGAUGUUAGCAGAUGAGAUGGGCGAUGAGACGGCAAAGCGAAUUAUGAAUGUCAAGAUGCCCAAUUCUGAUCCGUUAGCCAACCCUGGCAAAGAUGAUGAUCCGGAAACACAUAGGAGCGAAGGGUUUCUCAAGUCCAUGUGGCACAACCUAACAAACCACCCGGCUCACCAAAAGAAUCCCGAAGAGUCAUCUGCUUCAGACAAGAAGGCUUCAGGCACCACCGAGAAGAAGUCAGAUGAGGAGCGAAGGAAAGAAGCCGGAUCCGGUUCUGGCUAAACUGCAGAGGCUUCGUUGCAGUAACGCGGGAGGAUUCGUUGUAGGCUAGUUGACUGUAAAAUAAGGUAUGAAGGACACCACUAUAUUUUAGAUACUUAGACUGGAAGCUGUGAAUUGCAUUGGGCGGCGUGUAUAUGGAAAAGGAGUACUACUCGACUUUCCCAAGGAAGGGAGUCAGCCUCGGAGAACUUACCUUGGGUUUUCGUACAACACCCUCUCUCCUCUACCAGGACGAUGAAUCAAAUAAUACACACUAAUUGAGCACCUGCAACGUGAUGCUGU